AUGUAUAGAGAAGGAAAGCACAAGUUAUGUUACAAAUCGGACGUCGGUAUUUACGAGGAAACUUGUUCUUUCCAGAAUGAAAACUGCUACAAAUGCCUGAUAAUAAACGACCGUCAUAAGAACGUCAUUCAAUUCCGCGAACGCUCCUUGUUUUUAUUGUUGAUUUUGUUUAUUAUUUCUCUCGUCGGUGUAUUCGACGUAUAA
Molecule: messenger RNA, 204 nt
Organism: Cotesia congregata
Lineage: Eukaryota; Metazoa; Arthropoda; Insecta; Hymenoptera; Braconidae
Source: the annotation of a GenBank genome assembly